Messenger RNA from Pelodiscus sinensis (Chinese soft-shelled turtle), 1013 nucleotides. The record is from RefSeq and is a predicted model, not a curated record. Lineage: Eukaryota; Metazoa; Chordata; Testudines; Trionychidae.
GGAAGCGACGCCAGCUUCUUCCCAGCUCCGCUGGAUUCCGGCCCCAGCAGCUCCAGGCAAACAGGAAUGUAAUCCACAAUGCUAGUUCUCAGGGUGCUCAAUGUUGUUGCUCCAACCUACUUCCUGUGCAUCUCCUUAGUGACCUUCGUCCUCCAGCUCUUUCUCUUCAUCCCCAGCAUGUUCAAAGACCCUUCCACCACCCCACUUUUCUCUCCUGCUCUGCUGCAUGGGGCCCUCUUCCUCUUCCUCUCCGCUAAUGCCCUGGGGAACUACAUCCUUGUGAUACAGAGCUCCCCUGAGGACCUGGGCAAGUGCCUGAACUCGGGCGGAGGAGCCGAAGCAGUGGCAGCCCGGCCGGAUGGAAGCAGGUCCCCUGGCUCAGCCUUGCCCAGCACCCACUUCUGUAGACUGUGUGCCAGAGUCACCCAAAGACAUGACCACCACUGUUUCUUCACAGGGAACUGCAUCGGGAGCAGGAACAUGCGGAACUUCAUCAUGUUCUGCCUCUACACCUCCUUGGCUUGCCUCGACUCCCUGGUGGCAGGGGUGGCUUACAUUUCGGCAGUGCUCUCUGUGUCCUUUGCUAGCCCACUGGCCUUCCUCACGCUCCUGCCUCACUCCAUCAGCCAGUUCUUCUCAGGAGCUCUCCUCAGCUCUGAAAUGUUUGUCAUACUCAUGCUGUACCUCUGGCUUGGAAUUGGACUUGCCUGUGCUGGCUUCUGUUCCCACCAGAUACUGUUGAUCUUACGAGGGCAAACUCGAUAUCAGGUGCGGAAGGGGAUGGUGGUAAGAGCCCGGCCCUGGAGGAAGAACCUGCAGGAUGUCUUUGGAAAGAGGUGGCUGAUAGGACUUCUUAUUCCUGUGCUAAAUGUGGGAAGUGACUGUCAUAGGCCCAAAGACAAGUAACCCUCCACAACGCACACACCCAAAGGCCCUCCAAGAGGAGGCAGGAAAGGAGGCACUUGCCCCAGGGCCUGGUGAUUCAAAAGGGCCAGGGUUCUCAGCAGCUGCUG